CAUCCUCGAUCUGGUAGCUAGCUCAAAAGGUAAAGAAGACAUCCUAGAUUUUGAGUGGUCAAGAUGAGCGUGGAGAUCCUCGACGGCAAGACGGUCCGGAGCUUCGUGGAGGACGAGGGCGCCUUCAACUCCUCCGUCGACGGCCGGUUCGCCGCGCUCGACACCAACCGCGACGGGCUGCUCUCCUACGCGGAGAUGGCCAAGGAGCUGAUGAGCCUCCGUGUUCUCGAGAAGCACUAUGGCGUCGACGAGGCCGCCAUGAGCGACGACGAGCUCGUGGAGCUGUACCACGGCCUGUUCGCGCGGUUCGACCGCGACGGCAAUGGCACGGUGGACCUGGAGGAGUUCCGGGCCGAGAUGAAGGAGGUGUUGCUCGCCGUCGCCAACGGGCUCGGCUUCCUGCCGGUGCAGAUGGUCGUCGAGGAAGGCAGCUUCCUCAAGGUGGCCGUCGACAGAGAGCUGGCCAAAGCUGCUUAAAUAUUUACCUAUCCAUCGGCGAGAAAAUUAAUUUUCAUACACCUCCGAUUGUAAUGGUUAUUCUUGUGUUCUUAAUUUGAUCGUUGUCGGCCUUUGUUCAGCUAUAGUCUUCUCAUUGUUACCCCUCUUAUAAGAGGGGUGGCAGCAAUGGACCAAAACCUAUAGGUUAUUUCAC
Oryza brachyantha (malo sina) is the source of this 652-nucleotide messenger RNA. RefSeq lists its product as uncharacterized. The record is from RefSeq and is a predicted model, not a curated record. Gene Ontology annotation, molecular function: calcium ion binding. NCBI's taxonomy places the organism in Eukaryota, Viridiplantae, Streptophyta, Magnoliopsida, Poales, Poaceae. The coding region runs from base 64 to 477 and encodes 137 amino acids. The transcript has a single exon.